AUCUUUACCCUCCUUCGCUGGAUUCUCGUCGAAGGAAUCCCGUGCUUCCUACUACCGUUACCCUCGAAUUCUCGGAUCAUCUGUCGAUCCCAUCCACGAUCGCCCUCGUAGGGUCCUUGUAUCCCCUAAGGGCGAUCGAUCGGUCUUAUCUUCUUGGUCCGUGUUGGGUUCGAUCUCGAAGAUUUGAUCAUCUGUCGCAGACAUCUCUUUCUCCAUGCUUCUUUUUCUUGUUUUUUUUUGGUUUUUACCUCGUUUCGACAAUGGAUUAUCCCGUACGCGAUCGUUGGGAGCGAUCAAAGAGAGAUUUUUCAGUUUUCCAUCUAGGGUUUUGGUUUUGAAUUGGGGAUCCGGGGCUAAAACUUUGUCUUGUUGCAGAGGUUUGUCCCUUAGAAGCCGGUCAAGAUGUUCAGUAGGCUGUUUGGAAAGCCCAAGGAGCAAACCAAUGCCGUGGCCACUCUCGAUAAAUUAAAUGAGGAACGAUGUUUGAAAGUAAUUCCGUGUGGUGCUACCUUCCUCAAGAUUUAGACACUUGAGAUGCUUGAGAAAAAGGAGAAAGUUCUCUUGAAGAAGGCUGCUGCUGAAGUUGAAAAGGCUAAGGAGUUCACAAGAGCAAAGAAUAAGAGAGCUGCUAUACAAUGCUUGAAGAGGAAGAGGCUUUAUGAACAACAAGUUGAGCAACUUGGAAACUUCCAGUUGAGGAUUCAUGAUCAGAUGAUAAUGUUGGAAGGUGCAAAAGCUACAACAGAAACUGUUGACGCUUUGAGAACUGGAGCAGCAGCAAUGAAAGCUAUGCAAAAAGCAACUAAUAUUGAUGAUGUUGACAAGACCAUGGACGAGAUCAAUGAACAGACAGAGAACAUGAAGCAAAUUCAGGAAGCAUUAGCCACUCCUAUUGGAGCAGCAGCUGACUUUGAUGAAGAUGAGUUGGAAGCAGAACUGGAAGAGUUGGAGGGAGCCGAGUUGGAGGAACAGCUUCUUCAGCCUGCUACAACUGCUCCUGCUGCGCCAGUUCAUGUUCCUGCUGGUAGAGUACCUGCUCGGCCUGUUCCCCAGAAAAAUACUGCCGAGGAAGAUGAACUUGCAGCAUUGCAAGCUGAGAUGGCAAUGUAGUGAGGCACUGUGAUCUUCACAUCUGCCAUGUGUCUCGGAAGAUUAAGACAGCAGCUAAUGACGAUCCAACCUUUCUCUUGAGACUGUUCUACCCAAUCUCUCUGUUGAAAAGCACCUGUAAAAUUCAUGAUCGAAGUGUGAUUGAUACCUGUAAAAUUUCUGUUAUAAUUUGGAUGUGCCAUGACAGGGGAUCUUCUCUGUUGAUGCUUUAUGCGCCCGUGAUAUAAGAGCUGAUUGCCAUUUCCAA
Musa acuminata AAA Group (dessert banana) is the source of this 1357-nucleotide messenger RNA. RefSeq names its product vacuolar protein sorting-associated protein 32 homolog 2. Bases 535 to 1110 code for a protein of 191 amino acids. Gene Ontology annotation, cellular component: cytoplasmic side of plasma membrane; ESCRT III complex; multivesicular body. Gene Ontology annotation, biological process: late endosome to vacuole transport via multivesicular body sorting pathway; vesicle budding from membrane. Lineage: Eukaryota; Viridiplantae; Streptophyta; Magnoliopsida; Zingiberales; Musaceae. The transcript is spliced from 7 exons. The record is from RefSeq and is a predicted model, not a curated record.